Trichoderma virens Gv29-8 is the source of this 1912-nucleotide messenger RNA. RefSeq lists its product as uncharacterized. Lineage: Eukaryota; Fungi; Ascomycota; Sordariomycetes; Hypocreales; Hypocreaceae. The transcript has a single exon. Bases 28 to 1083 code for a protein of 351 amino acids. The record is from RefSeq and is a predicted model, not a curated record.
GCCGGUGCAUCCACGCCUCGAGCUCCGAUGGAUUCGCCGCGAUACAACAGCUCCGGCCAGUAUGCCACGGUUGAUGUGAGUCCCAAAUAUUUUUCGUCGUCGCGCGGGCCCUCCGGGUCGUCUCAAUUUCCUGCCUGGCACGACCGCCGAUUCUCUCACACCUAUGUCCGGGCUACUACUCCGUUUGGAGAAUCCGACGAGGACGAGAUAUUCGAGGCUUCGGGGCGCACCUAUGUGUUGCUUGCCGAGUCGCGAACAAAGGGUCGCAGGAACUCGCAUCAUGUUCAUGAUUAUGAAGGGAUACGGUACACUAAUCACGACGACUACCCACAGGGUACCGCCGCUUACUACGCCGACUACAGCCGUGAUGCCUACGACUCUCCGCAGUCGCACAUCCCCCCUACACAUGUCCGACCUCCCACCAGCCACGGCCACACCCGCCGCUCUUCGGCAGCCGCGGCCAAUGUCCCCCAGAGACCGUCCACCGUCCGUCCAUCGACCCAGGCCUACCGCACAAAGACAGCUGCCGCGACGACACCCAAGGCUACCGAGGCCGAUGCUCGAAAGCACCGAAUUCCCACGGGCUACUCGCUCAAGAACUGGGAUCCUUCAGAGGAGCCCAUCCUCCUCCUCGGCAGCGUCUUUGAUGCCAACAGCCUGGGCAAGUGGAUCUACGACUGGACCGUCUACCGAGCAGGAGCCAACUCCCCCAUUGCCGAUAUGGCAGGUGAGCUCUGGCUCCUUUUGAUUCAGCUCUCCGGAAAGGUCAAGCGCGCGGAGGACGUCGUUGGCCGUGUACGCAACACCGAGAACCGAGAGAUUAUGACCGACUUUAUCGAUGCUGGUGAGCGCCUCACAGAGAAGCUCCGCGGGCUGCUCAAGGCUUGCGAGGCCCCCAUGCUCAAGGCCGCCAAGAAGAAGCAGUCGGGUCUGGGCAAGAACUCUGGUGUUGAGUUUGUGGAUACCCUCUUCGGCCGAGACCGAGAGCUUGCCAAGACAGAGAAGUUUAUGCAGAGCGUGAGGCUCUUCAGCCUCCGAUUCGAUGCCAACUGCGAGAACAUUCUGCAAAACCCAUCAUCCUAAACGCCACUUUGCUGGUUACUAUCUUACCUUUUUUACCACCUUGGUGUGAGAAACAAUAUCAAUUCCCACAAUCCAGGACAAUCGACCCCCACCACAGAGGACUGUUCCGGGAGCCGACCCGUUAAAGAGGAGAUGCGUAUGAAUUUGCCCUGGACUUUUUUCAUAUGACCAAGCAUCUCACGUAUCCUUUUUAAUCUUUCCUUUUAUUGUUAUCCGAUUGGCAACUUCCCUAGGAUCCCGGACCAUCGAAGUUGAUUAAUGGCCCACUCCGCCGGAUGGAAUGGCCAAGAAAGACGAAAGACUGUACACUAAUGCUACUGUUUGUUUUUGUUCUCGUCCGAGGAUUUCCUAUGGAUACCCAAUCUUGCGGACUCUUUAUUUCUAUUUCCUAUGUUCUGAAACUCGGUCUCGGAGCGAUGAAUGGCUUUUCUUUCCUUAUUUUUCGGUUAUUCAAAAGACAGAUUUCUUUUAAGGGCGACCUGUACUACCACCAAUGCACACGCGGAGGAGACACCGAGACACGGGGCAUUUUUCCAUCUAGAGAUACCCAGCGUUAUCAUUUCGGGCGCGUCGCGAGUAAGCGAGAGAGAUGAGGAAAAAAUGGCGACGGCAAGGUGGCGAGGUUGUCUGUUUUACAUGACUUUUAUUGACUGGAUUUUCUUUCUUUUCUUCUUUCUUUUCUUGGGUUUAAUGUGCUGCGGCAGCAACGAUUUUACAGUGUGUUUUUUUUUUAUUGAGGAUUUUGAGAGAUUGGGAAUACUAGAUGGAGGACUUUAGUUUACUUCAAAAUGAUGAUGGCUUUGACGAGCUCGAAUAUUUAUCCCCCUCU